Messenger RNA from Phasianus colchicus (ring-necked pheasant), 886 nucleotides. The record is from RefSeq and is a predicted model, not a curated record. Lineage: Eukaryota; Metazoa; Chordata; Aves; Galliformes; Phasianidae.
GCUGUGUCACCAGGACGGGUUGUGUCGCUGGGACGAGUUGUGUCACCACGACAUGCUGUGUCACCAGGACGUGUUGUGUCACCAGGACCAGUUGUGUCACCAGGACGUGUUGUGUUACCACGACAUGUUGUGUCACCACGACAUGUUGUGUCACCACGACAGGCUGUGUCACCAGGACGGGCUGUGUCACCAGGACGGGCUGUGUCACCACGACAUGCUGUGUCACCAGGACAGGCUGUGUCACCACGACAGGCUGUGUCACCAGGACGGGCUGUGUCACCACGACAUGCUGUGUCACCACGACAUGCUGUGUCACCAGGACAGGCCGUGUCACCAGGACAGGCUGUGCCGGGCCGGCCCAGGUCUCCGCCCAGCUGCGCGUUCUGCCGGCACAACGGCGAGUCGCGCGCGGUGUUCUGCAGCCAUGCCCUGAAGGACGGCCGCGGCCGCGUGCUCUGCCCCAUCCUGCGCAGCUACGUCUGCCCGCAGUGCGGGGCCUCGCGCGACCGCGCGCACACACGGCGCUUCUGCCCGCUCACACCCACCUGGUACCGGUCUGUGUACGGCAACAGCACCACCAACAGCAGCACCAACAGCAGCACCAACAGCACCAGCAGCACCAACAGCAACAGCUCCUGCAGGUCUGUGUACGGCAACAGCACCACCAACAGCAGCACCAGCAGCACCAACAGCACCAGCAGCACCAACAGCACCAACAGCACCAACAGCAACAGCUCCUACAGGUCUGUGUACGGCAACAACAGCACCAACAGCACCAACAGCACCAGCAGCAACAACAGCAACAACAGCAGCAGCUCCUACAGGUCUGUGUACAGCAACAACAGCACCAACAGCACCAACAGCACCAACAGCAGCACCAACAACA